Physcomitrium patens is the source of this 4459-nucleotide messenger RNA. The record is from RefSeq and is a predicted model, not a curated record. Lineage: Eukaryota; Viridiplantae; Streptophyta; Bryopsida; Funariales; Funariaceae.
AUCCGACAACUCCGUAAGUCAUUCAAGUAUCUGCAGACUGAAUCAAUAGUCGCUCGGACACAGAACCGUGAAUCUUCUCGCAGUCCUACAGUCGCGCGUGCUUCGAACGACUAGACGCACACUUCGUCACGCUGCGACACAGCUCCCUCCAGGUCCCUCUUGCUGCACUCUGUUUAUCUCGGUUCAUGGCAAAUCCUCGUGGUGUUGUCGAGACAGGUGCAGGUUCAUGCCUUCUGAUCAGUGACUCGGGGGUCGUUGGAAGGUUGUAGCUCUUGCUAGGGACACGCGUAAACUUAGCGUAUUUUUCAACCAGGUCUAUCAACUUUGGAUGUCGACAACUGGAUGCCCGGCGCUGGAUGAGAGACUUACCAAGCUGUAGAUCUGAAGGCUUGUUUGGGAGAUCCAUGAAUUGUUUCUGCUGUUUUGUUGGACCUUCAGGUAGUUCACUUUGAGAAAAUGCGCCAAUACCGACACAGCCGCUGCGGAGGGAUUGUUUUGAGCAGUUUCUCGGGGAGACGAGCGUUUGAAGAUUAAUGCUGCGUUCUUCGGGGUCGUAUGGUUUUUUCGGCCCAUUUGUUGUAUGAUGUGAAGUCUACGCUUAAAGGUCUCACGCUGUAGAAAUUCAUGUGCUGGAAGCUACCACUCAAUUCAUCUUCUUCCGCAAAUAGCCGCGAGGGAGGAGUCUUCACGGCUGAUAAACACUUUCUCCAUCGCUCAAGAAACGCUGUAGUUUGUAUUUUAUUCCAUUUUCUCUGAAAGUUUUAGGCCCUAGGAGUCUGAUUGUUUAACGACCUGUACCAAGUAUUGCAUUUGGUGGGUCGUAUUUAUGACGUAACAGAGGCUCCAGUGAUGCUGUCACCGUUGUGCACCGAUGCAGCAAAGGUCAUGUUCUGCUUGAAAGUUAAAUAGGAGGUCGUGGAAAAUGUGGCGAAAUGAGCUGAUGACCUAGCAUUCUCGAAUUCCCCGUUAGACACAGAAUCAAAGUUGAUGGUUAAUGCUUCAGAAUUAGACCCACUGAGUUCAGGCCUUCAGAUAACGCAAUCCGAAAAGUGUCUUGAAGAGUACUUUCACUUUCACACCAUUGAAGUGGGAAAACACUUCACUCUCAUAGUGCUCGAAGAUAUGAGUGUAACCCCCACACGUGUCAGAUGAAGAACGCCGAAGCGAAAUGGGGUGGGAGUUUAGUCAGGUGGUUCAGGGAAUCUCCGCAUCGAAGACCGUUCAAGUUUAUUAGCUCCAGGACAUUCCAGCAUCCACGAAAGAAUUUUGGGAGAAAUGAUUUUGACGACGUUGAGGAUCAAAAGCUCCUCGGCUUCGACAGUUGUGGUUACUUUUUCGAACAGAGGCGACGCAGCCCUGGAAGAUCUAAGGUGGGAUCGAAAGGAUUCCGUCCAGUGUCUUACAAUCCUGUUGUGGCAGUCCUCAUCUUUACAGUCGCAUGGAUUUACUUGUAUAUGGAGUCUCUCAUCGGGGGCGACUUACAAGCAGUUAUUCACAAUCUAGGCUGGAUGGCCGUUACGUUUUUUUCAGGUAUCUUAUGUUUUCUUUGCGCAAUCUACGUCACCAUUUUCGAUCCCAAUAUCCCUGGACGAUUACGUGCUGUCCUCCUAGCCUUACUCCUUACCUCAUUGAACCUUCUGCUCUUUCUGGACCAUGGCGGCAGUCUCAGACACCAUGGCGCAUACAACAUGCUCAUGUUCGCUAUCUUUGUCGUCCCAACGCUCCUCAUUGCCGCUGUUGAAUAUGGUUUCUUGCGCAUCGUAGGGAUCAGGGUCCUUGUUGCAGUGCACAUCCCUUUAUUGAUUUUUGGAAUUACAGCAGCCACAGGGGCUCUCCGGGAUGGUAUUGAAGUUUGGGAUAAAGGGUUUCGCGGUGAGCGCAUGUUGUCUUUCCAAAACCACAAUGUCUGCACGCCGGUGGAUCGUGGAUUGCCGUGGGUGGACAUGUUUCCGGAAGGUUAUCAAAACUUUGGAGCAAGUACUUUCACUUGUGGAGAUUUAGAGAUGGAUGCAAAAGCUGUUGGCUUCUCAGUGAAUUUCAGCAUGGAUGGAGCUCUUACCGCGAGUUGCAACACUGGUAAUCGCAUGACUUACACUCCUCUUCCUUCCACAGUGGACUGGCCUAAGGGUGACAAGCUCGUGGAGGAAACUUACGAAGGGUUACUUGCCCGACCUUUCAACAAAAACGUGAUGGACAAGGUGCGAGAGGCAGGAGAAAUUCCAUAUGAAGCUCAAUCCUCGAUUUAUCUUCCGGAAGAAAUUGAAGCUGUUAUCGUUCGUUGCGGUGGUGUUGAGAAGCUCGUAACGCGAGUUCGUCCAAGUUCUGAAAUCUUGAAACGAACUGCUUCUCAAGCUGAUCAAUUCUCCCCAUCUAAGAAUGAGAAGAAAUUGAACGUUGUCUUUUUAUUUUUAGAUGCCACGAGCCGUCGUGGAUUCCACAGACGACUUCGCCGCACAGUAGCAGCACUUGAGGAAGCCGAUGCAAGAGGCGAUACUCGUCUGUACCAAUUCUUCCGUUAUAGUGUCGUGGAAUUCUGCACUGAGCCAAAUUCCAGAGCUAUGUUCCAGAAUGCUAUCAAACCACACAAAGAGAUCGUCCCACCUGUUUGGGAUGACUACAGGAACUCUGGCUACGUCACCCUCUUCACUGCGGACACAUGCCAGGACUUAGCCGCAGCAUACAUGAACCGCCAGUCGCCUCGUAACACCUCUUCUUUCGAUCAUGAGCUGAUAUCACCUUUUUGUCACUCAGAUUACUUUGCAGAGGAUGCUAAUCCGUUUGGAAACUUCAAAGGGCCAUAUUCAAUAUGUGCUCGAUGUCUCAAGGGGGAGCAAGUGCACGAACACGAGCUCCGUUAUCUGCAGUCUUUCCGCACCGCGUACCCUGACACACCAAAAUUCUCCUUAGCCUGGUUUCUCGAAGGGCACGAAGGCACCACUGAAGUGCUGCGAAACCUGGAUGACGGGCUCGCUGCGUAUGUAGGGAACUUCACAGCACAGGAUUGGAAUAGCACUGCUGUGAUCAUCGCUGCCGAUCAUGGCCUGCACAUGGGGUUAAACUUUGCCAUGUCGCAAAACGGAGCUGUGGAGCACAAGAACCCCUUCAUGGCCAUGAUGCUUCCGCCAUGGUUUACAGAUCGUCACAACAGGAAUGAAAUACUGAGUGCCAAUCAGCAGAAAAUGGUGACUGCGCUAGACAUAUACAAAACGUUGCAAGCCUUACGAAUGGCGGGGCUGAGCGAGGAACAGCGACGACAAUGGGUGGAUCCAGCGAGCGAGUAUCGCUUGCAUAAUGUUAGCAUCGAUUUAUUGCACCAUGAAGUUCCAGAGAGCAGAAGUUGUGAGGAUGCUGGCAUUUCAUCAGACUGGUGUCAGUGUCUUUGAUUGCCUCCAACAAAUACGACAAAUCUGCCCCUUCGUCGAACUGACUCACAUGCAUUGGGAUAGUCGACUAUAGAGUUGGUUCAAACUUCGAAGCGAAGAUCCCCAUCCAGACCACGACUCACACGGAAUGAGGUAGAAUCAUUCACAGCUUCGUCGAGGCACCCAUAAUGACAAGCUUUUUCAAGCAGAACGGCAAUUUUGCGGCAAUUGGUCAUCAGUCAGCUACUUCGUAUCACCAAUGUAAGGUCAACUGGAAGUUAAAUGUGAUCUGUGCAGCCCAAUUGAACACUAAAUAGUGUCGAAGUACUUUCACUGAUGAAAAGGAAGGCAAUUCAGCCUCUUGUACUAGAGGAAAACCAUGGAGAAGACUUUGUGUCCAGGUUCAUAUAUUCAUUGGUUGCUGGUAGGUCCUCGUCGAUCACGUAUGCUGACACCGAUCAUGCUGGAUAUUUUUGAAUCCUGUGGACUUUUAACGCCCUUCAGUGAAGAUUUUUCAGUGUGUGGAAUUGAAGAUUCUUUCGUACUCUGCACUGCAAUCUCCCAUGAUGGGUUAGUGGAAAUCUAGCCCUCUUCCAGAUAACAAAUCUUGUGGUAAAUGCAUUGUCAGGAUAGUAGUCAAUGCUUUGUCAAGUUUUUAGCCGUUUCCUGGUUCAUGGGCUUUUAGUCAGAACAAUUCAACAAAAAAUGCCUUGGAAUGCACAUCAAGAGAGUGCCAUCUAGAAUGAUAAAAUAGCAAUUGUUUAUGCUUUUCUGUGCUCUUAAAGCAAUGUAGCCAUGUGUUUGCUGACUGUACUAAUGAGUUCAUAGUGGAAAUCUUGAGUUGAACAGAGGUCUUAAGUGAAAUAGCCGAUGUUUUGAGUUGCAAAGAAAAUUCUAGUCACUCAGAAGAAGAUACAUUUAUUGUUUCUUUGCUUUAAAUAAGAAUAAGCGGCAGCAUAAAGGCCUUCAUUACAAAGUUGAUAUUUUAAAUUUUAAUAGAAAUUUGGGUUAAAAUGACAAUCUACAUAGUAGAUGUUGGAGUUUGUUCUAGCUUUCAAACCUUAUACUUUUUUGAAUAAAAAUUGAAAUUCGAAGUU